AUGGAGGCGGUGGCGGCGGCCCCGGCCCCGGGCGGCGGCCCCGGUACCCUGCUGCUCUGCCUGGCCCUCGCCUCCGGCUUGGCAUUCUUCAGCUGCGUGAGCGCCGACGCCAACGUCACCGCCGGGCAUGGCACGGAGGGGCUCACCUGCGACACGGCCAAGGGGUGCACAGGGAACGGGACGCAGCUGCGGCGGCAGGGCCACUUCUCCCGGUGCCCGGAGGAGUACAAGCACUACUGUGUCAAGGGGAGGUGCCGCUUCCUCGUGGCCGAGCAGGCGCCGGCCUGUGUGUGUGAGCGAGGCUACACCGGGGCUCGCUGCGAGAGGGUGGAUCUGUUCUACCUGCGAGGGGACCAGGGCCAGAUCGUUAUCAUCUCCCUGAUCGCCGCCAUCGUCACCCUCAUCAUCCUCAUCGUCGGCAUCUGCCUCUGCAGUCACCACUGUCGGAGGCAGCGUAGGAAGAGAAAGGCAGAAGAGAUGGAGACGCUGAACAAGGACUCACCUUCCCGAAGCGAGGCCGUGCGGGAGACGGGCAUCGCAUGAAGGAGCUCCCGGUACCUGCGGGCGGGUCCCGGGCGGCAGCACCGGCUGGCUCGAUGGGCGAAGGCUAAAACCGCACGGGCGGCUCGAAUAAAAGGGGUGUCGGAAAGGUG
Molecule: messenger RNA, 653 nt
Organism: Corapipo altera (White-ruffed manakin)
Lineage: Eukaryota; Metazoa; Chordata; Aves; Passeriformes; Pipridae
Gene: BTC
Product: betacellulin
Exons: 6
Coding region: 1-543 (180 amino acids)
Biological process (GO): positive regulation of cell population proliferation; epidermal growth factor receptor signaling pathway; positive regulation of mitotic nuclear division
Source: RefSeq, a predicted model, not a curated record